AACAAAUAAGACAUUAGGCCGCCGCCACUAUGCCGAUCACUCUCACACAGUCGCCCUGAAAAGCUCCCUCAGAAUGUCCGUUUUUUCCUCAAGCUUCAGAUUCCUUCAUCUUUCCGAUUCCCAAAACGACGUCGCUUUUACAAACCAAUGUAGUGGCAGUUCUGCGAUCACCAAAAGCCCUAAUCUUCAUUUCACAAACGCCUUACAUGUCCCCGCUUCUUCUCAUUCUUUGAGUCGGAACCAAGUCCUCGUGACUCGAUGCGCCGGAGCUGAGUCUCCGGCAAAGCCGGUAACCGAUGUGGAGGCCAGUUUCGCACCGAAAAUUGAGGAUAAUAAUAGCGGCGAUAGCGGCGAUGGCAGCGAUGGUAGUGACUUUGGCGGUAGUGGCAGUGGUGGUGGCGGCGGCGGCGGAGACGGCGGAGAGGAUAAUAGUGGAGAAGAGGAGUUUGGACGGAUACUGAAAUUCGAGGAGGUGAUGAGGGAGGCGGAAAAUCGAGGGGCGAGUCUUCCUUCAGAUAUGUGGGAGGCCGCGAAAACUACUGGAAUUCGAGAAGUUAUUCUUUUUCGAUACUUGGAUUUGCAGGCCUCGGUUUGGCCGCUUGGCUUUGGGAUGAAACACUUCUCCAUGCUUCGGAACCGAAUGUUAGCUGAUCCUUCAUUUCUCUUUAAAGUUGGAACAGAGGUAGUAAUUGAUUCUUGUUGUGCAACAUUUGCGGAGGUUCAGAAAAGGGGCAAGGACUUCUGGGCGGAGUUUGAGCUGUAUGCUGCAGAUCUUUUGGUGGGUGUGGUUGUUGACAUUGCAUUGGUUGGCAUGUUAGCACCCUAUACUCGUUUCGGACAGCCAUCUAUAUCAAGAGGUCUUGUUGGAAGAAUACAACAUGCUUGUGCGGCUCUUCCUAGUAGUGUUUUUGAGGCUGAAAGGCCAGGAUGUAGAUUCUCAGUGAACCAGCGGAUUGCUACAUACUUCUAUAAGGGUGUCCUCUACGGUUCAGUUGGAUUUGGGUGUGGUCUUAUUGGUCAAGGCAUUGCAAAUGCGAUUAUGACUGCCAAACGGAGCAUAAAGAAAUCAGAAGACGACAUACCUGUGCCUCCUCUUUUGAAAAGUGCUGCUCUUUGGGGUGUUUUUCUUGCGGUAUCUUCCAACACUCGUUACCAAAUUAUAAAUGGACUGGAAUGUGUGGUUGAAGCAUCACCUUUAGCAAGGAAGGUCCCCCCUGUUGCAAUGGCUUUCACUGUAGGUGUGCGAUUUGCCAACAAUAUCUAUGGGGGUAUGCAGUUUGUAGAUUGGGCCAAAUGGAGUGGGGUGCAAUAGCUGUAAGUCAUCUCCUAUAGAUAUCAUGCUCCAAAUUGAAAAUCAGUUAAGGUGGUUACCUUUAUUCUAAAACGUGCUGUUUAGAAGCCUUUUUUUUAAUGGGCUUCCUAUAUAUUAUGGGCUCACCUGCCUUGGUGGGAGGAUGUGAUCAAAUAAUAAAUAAAGGUUGCAUGUUGUUUAGUGAGUA
Molecule: messenger RNA, 1499 nt
Organism: Vitis riparia (riverbank grape)
Lineage: Eukaryota; Viridiplantae; Streptophyta; Magnoliopsida; Vitales; Vitaceae
Product: protein RETICULATA-RELATED 1, chloroplastic
Exons: 7
Coding region: 74-1312 (412 amino acids)
Biological process (GO): plant organ development
Cellular component (GO): chloroplast inner membrane
Source: RefSeq, a predicted model, not a curated record